Strongylocentrotus purpuratus (purple sea urchin) is the source of this 6523-nucleotide messenger RNA. RefSeq names its product myosin-2 heavy chain-like. NCBI's taxonomy places the organism in Eukaryota, Metazoa, Echinodermata, Echinoidea, Camarodonta, Strongylocentrotidae. Gene Ontology annotation, biological process: regulation of autophagy. The transcript has 21 exons. Bases 1 to 6429 code for a protein of 2142 amino acids. The record is from RefSeq and is a predicted model, not a curated record.
AUGGUCAGCAAUCUUGUGUUUGUCAUAGCCCAUGCUAACACGAGGCUCCAUAGAAGUGAAGUGGAAUUUCUUCAGCGCAAAUUUGCGCAAGAGUCGGAUGCAAAAUCCCAAGAAAUUAAAGAGAAGGCUCGUCUUCUCCGAUCGACAGCGUCUUCCGAUUCGUCGUUCGAGUACGACAUCUCGGCCCUGCUCAACGACCUCCAGGAGUCGACGGAACGAGAGCGCGACCUCCAGAACCAGCUUCAGCUCGUCGAAGAGGAGAGUGACGUCAUCCGCAAAGACCUCAAUGAAGUGGAGCAGGAGAAGGAGGCUCUGGAGUUCGAGCUGGAGCGCUUCAAGAUGCGCUUCGGGACCCUGGAGGAGCCGAAGAGAGCGGCGGACAGCAGCAAGGGCGUGGGCUCGGAGAAGGAGGCGGAGUUGAGGCUCCAGCUGAUGCUGGCCGAGCAGGAGGCGACGGUGAUGAGGAGGAAAUUGGUGGAGCUGGAUGCCAAGAACGAGGAGCUGGAAGGAGCUCUGGCCAGACUGUCUGAACGGCUCCCGGAUGAUGACGAUACAGCCCCACUACCUCAGCGCCAGGGACCGGUCGGCGAGGAAGCCGGGCCCAAGACCACCUCCCAUUCCGAGAGCGGCAACAACGCCGAGGUCGAGGCCCUUCGGCGGCACGUCGAGGAGCUCAUGCAGGAGAACGACGGUCUCCGCACCAAGGUCGAGAUGCUGGACGAGGUCGAUGCCGAGUACCGAAUCAACCCCGACGAGCAUAUACGAGGGGAACCGGAGCUCCGAGCAAAGCUUCAUCAAGCCGAGCGAGCCAUCACGACGUUGAAGAAACGAUUGAUCGAGAGUGAGUACGAGGGCAGGUCCCUUCAAAUGGAGGCUGAAUCACUGCGGAAGCUCGCCCACAUAUCUGGUGCUGAGGGCGGUGGAGGAGGACACGGCAAACACCGAGGGAAAUCACUGGAAACGAAACUCAGGGCUCAGGUCUCUCUGCUCAACACUGAGGCAGACGCCAUGCGUCGUCAGAUCGUCACCUUGGAAAUUCAGAAUGAACAACUCCAGGAUGAACUGGAGAAGCAGAUGCAAACCAACGCGACGGCCGCAGCGACGUCCCCGAAUGCUGACAGCGAUCGAGAACGGUUGGAGGCCUUGCAGCAGAAGAUCGCGCAGCUCGAGGAAGAACUAGGCGAUCUGUUGCUGGUGGUCAAGAGCAAAGAUGUCACCCAGGAGCAGCAGGAGAAAGAGCUCCAGGCCUCCAAGAGGGAGUGCGGCCAGCUCCGCCGGGAGAUGCUGGCCAAGGAGUCCAUUCUUAAACAGCGCAUCGGGGAGGAGGAGUCCAUGAAAGAGGUGCUGGAGCAACAGCUCCGGAUUGUUGAGGAGAGAGCAGAUGCACUGCAGGAUCACCUUCAAGACGAAUGCAAGGGCGCCCCCUCGCAGAGUGAAGUGAAAUGUGCGCCACCCGACGUUACGAUAUCAGACGAGACUACUACUACCUCAGAAGAAAAACCUUUGCAUGCCAAACAAACUGAUCAGGGAUUCUGGAUGCAGCGAGUGGCUGCACUCGAACGCGACCUCGCUGAGGAACGCCAGCGAUGUCGAGCAGCAGAGAAGCGAGCCGAGUUACUAGGAGGCGAUGUCGCCGAGGCCCCACCGCAGUCACCACGACCAGGGGAAGGCGAGGAGACGGCUCUGAGGGAACGAGAAAAGGAGUUACUCAAAUUUGAGCUGAAUGAGUAUCGGAUGACCAUCGAUGAAUUGAAAGCCGAAUUAAUACAGGAGCGAGAUGAGCGUAUGGCCGAGAAGUCGGAGUUCGAUCAUAAGCUCGCAGUGAUAAUGGAGGAGCGAGAAAGAUACGACACACUGCAUGAGCUUGAGAAGGAAAGCUCCAUGAUUCAACUCAAGAUGGAGGGUAUGAAGUGGCGCCAAGAGAGGGCGCAACUCUUCAAUCGCAUCGAUGAGGUCAAGGCCAAGAUGACGGACCUAGAGAAGCAAGCUGGUGGAGAAAUGAAGCGCUCGACAUCUGGCUCCAGCCCCGUACAUUCCCAACGCGAAGAGUCCCAGAAGCUGCUCCAGCGACUCGAAACGGAGGUCGAAGGCCUGGACGGCGAGUGCUGGAAGUACAGGCAGCUAGCAGAGGUCCUCAAGAGCAAGAUGGAAAGGUUGACCGCUCAGAACGAGGAGCUCAAAGCUUCAAACGACAUCUUGACACAAGAAAGGACCAUAUUGCACGCCAAACUUUCAAACACCGAACAAGAAAAGUCGGAAAACGAAGUGCGGAUCAAAAGGGAACGCGAUACAUUCGGGAUGGAGCGAGACAAGCUCCGGGAUCUUCAGAUGGAGCGAGAUGAGCUCGAGAGGAUACUCCAGCCCCUUCAAACACGGAUUGACCAUUUGGUGGCCGACAGUGAAGCAGUUCUGAACAAGAAAGAGCAGUUGGAGAACAGUGUUAUGACAUUGACUGCUAUGCUUGAUGAAGCAGAGGAAGCCAGGCAACGUGCUGAGAACGCUCUCAAGGAGCACGAGCACAACAUACAGAACGACUCGAGUAGGUUACGACAAGAGUUUGAUGAAGAACUCAGCUUGAGAGUCAAGGACAAGAACAUGAUGAUUGAUGAUUUGGAAAAAGAAGUGAGGACUAAAUCGAAAGAGAUCGAAAAUCUAAACGAGAGAUUAAAAUCACUUGAGCGUGAUCUGGACGGGAGCAGGAAAUCACUGGAUGACUUUCAGAAGAAGGACGUUGCGGAGCGGCAGCGAAGUAGCCCUAGCGGAAGUCCUAAGGGAAGUCCGACUAGGGACCCGGAGCAGCUCCGACAGAAGCUGGCCACCAAGGAGCGCGAGUGGUCUCAACAGAGAAAGGGCUUUGAGGAUACCGUGGACAGACUCAACAGUACCCUCAAAGCCCGAGAGUCGGCUUGGGACAACGAACGCGGAGACCUCAAGAAUGAUCUCAGCAAAGCUCAGCAGGUUCGCAGGGAUAAGGAAAUCGCCUGGAAUUCGGAAAGGGCCAAGUUGAUCAAGGAGAUCGAGGAGCUCAAAGCUUCUUUGAGUAAGAGCGAGUCGGAGAGUAAGAGACAGGUGAAUGAACUCAGGCAACGACUAGAAGCAGCAACGGAGCUGGUAGAAACCUAUCGGUUAGGCGAAACUAAAUUCAAAGAGGAAAGGCGUCGACUUCUACAACAGAUUGAGGAUAAAGAGUCUUCUGUCCAAGUGAAACAGAAGGAAAUAGAGCGAACUCAAACCCAGCUCAGCAACCAGCAGAAGCGCCUAGAGCGGGUCCGCGUGGAGAUCUUAGACCGUUUCCACCGGGAGGAGAAAGUCUGGAAAGCAGAGAUCACCGCCUCCAAAUUCAAGCUGGAGGCGGAGACCAAGUACUUUAACGAUGAGGUGGGGAGUUUGCAGAAACGCCUGGAGAAUGAGUCCAACGAUUACCAAUCCCAGAAGGAGCAGUUGUACGAAUCGAAGGCGGAGCUGGAUCGCUUGCGAUCGAUUGUUGAUAACGCGGAUAGGGAGAAGGAGAGUCUUAGGAGUGAGAAGGAAAGGGAGAAUCUUGCUGCCAAGAGAUCUCGACAAGUCUUGGAGAACGCACAACACGAGAAAGAGAAGCUAGCGACCGGUCUGAGUCAGGAGAAACAUAGACGAGAGGUUUUACAGAAGAGCUAUGCCAGCGAGAAGGCGGGCUGGGAGGUAUCUAGGAACGAAAUGAUGGCCAGGAUUACUCGACUGGAGCAGCAGACCAAGCUCAAGAAGGUCAAGCUGGAAGAUCUCCAGGCCCGGCUCCAGGCCUCCUGGGAUCAGGAGCGGAUCGAGCACAAGCGGCUCCUGACGGAGGCCAACUACCGAGUGAUGGACAUGCAGAAGGAGGUGGAGCGAAGAGAUAGUCAGCGGAGCAGGGAGGGAUCGGCCACCGGGGGCGUCCUUGCGAAGAAGAUGCUGGAAGAUGAACGCAUGAAGUCGACUGAACGUAUUCACGAGCUUGGUUCAGAGUUGCAAAAGUCGAAGGACGGACACAAGCGCAUCGGUCAGCUGGAGGCAAGGUACCAACGUGAUCGGGAGCUGUGGAGGAAAGAACGAAGUGAUUUACAAAAACGACUGCAGGACAGUCUAGCCACAAGACGUCUCGAACACAACAAGAUCGAUAGUUUUCUACAAGAGCUUCAGAAUCUGAAAGGAGCUGUUGAGGCGACGGACCGGCUGACAAAAACCGAGAUUCAAAAUGGCGGCCGCCAUGAGCAAAUCAUCGUAAGUGUACAGACACAAAAAACGGUUGUCAAGACAACAGAAACCAAACCCCUUCAAAAGGCGCCGCCGCCGCCUACCAGUGAGGAGAAUAACGCCAUCUACCGGCAGCUUCGUAAGCAGGUUUCCGAACCUGCCAAUGUUUGUGCUACUGCAGCGGCAGAGAAGUCCGGUGAUCCUGUUAACUUGGGUUCGACUCCACUAAUUACCCAUAGACAUUCAGCAUCCGAAAGGCCGGCUAACUUCACACUGGAUGAGAAUGCCAGUCCAUCUGCACGUACUGGAAUUGAAGAAAGAUCCAAGUCCCAGUCGGACGUGACCCGACGGGACAGUGGUCCCCCACCCAAGCCACCCGCCAAACCACCUCGACAGUUUAGCCAAAAAGAGGAGUCCUCAAACAGUACUUCACCCAGGGCAACCUCACAGCCAACUACCACACCGAGACAGCAGACGCAAGGAGAGUACCUACAGAGCAGGCGAUCACAAUCACGGAGUGCUGAGGUCUUGACGUCUUCACCGACUAAAAGCCCGCGAAGUCCGGUCAGAGUCAUCUCAUCGGCCCACGUAGGGGGCGGGCUAGAGAUAGCCUCCACGAAACCCGCCAAAGCCUCGACAACGGUGAAGACGGUUGUCACCGAAACCAAAGAAAGAAGAACUCAGGCACCUCCCAAGACUAAGAUCGAUGAAACAGAGCAUGCCCAGUUUCAGGAAACUCAUUUCGGUAGGGUUCCGCACGUAACUAUUAUUGACAGAGACACUGCGCAAGCGGGAAAGAAAACGACAGUAACAGAGAUUGUCCAGGAAUCUAAAACGACAGUUCAGGAAUCUAAUGUGCCCGUUGCGUCUUCCACUCCCGAUGUGUCUCAGAUAGGGAAUAGCACCGCGAGGAAGCCACAAGUAAGCAUCACGAGGUCUGUAAGCGAUCGACGGCAUGAUGCCGAUAAACCGACAAUAGUGGUGAAGCAAGGUCGGUUCGACGUCAUGGGUCUUCUGCGAGAGACUGAUCGGAAAACGGCUCGACCUCGAAGCGAAAGUCCCUCUCGCGUUGACCUUCAAAUUCGCUUGGCAGAGCUUGAUAGAAAUCGCGUACUGUCCACUAAAAUGAUGUUUGAAGGUAGCCAACCCUCAACAAGUGGUUCUGCACCAGCGUUGCAGAGGCGUUCGGCCAGUACAGACUCUCCUUGUGUAUCGGACACUGAUAGCGAAAGACACACGGAUAGUGAAAUUGUAGCACGAAGUCCAACUAGUCGCCAGCUAUCCCCCUCGAUGUCGGACAGUCGAUUACCGGGUGAUAGCAGGGCGGCCGGUGGAGUGUCCCCGCAAAUAGGUAGGUCUCAUGUCAGUAGAGCAUCUGAACGCCCCAAGUCUAUGUGUGCUAAUAUAGAUCGACGAUCAAAACCUUCAAGUGAUGUAGAGAGUAUGGGGCGAUCUUCCCCCUACCCGACCCCUCCUCCUGGUUUCCUUUUACCAAAGCAUAUCAAUGGAACAACAAGCAAACCGUCCGUUGCGACUAGUCCGACCGUUGCUGCGGCUAGGGGUGUCGAACCACCGCGAGGCAAGGCGUACAAUGUACCUAUACCACCGAGUGAGCUAGGGUCUUUCGGUGAGGGACCUCUGACUCAUAUACCUGGACAUCUAGAAAGGACAAAGAGUCAGAUACAGGCGCAGUCUAAACCGACUGCACCUCCUCCCCUCUCCGAUAAGACUCCUCCAGAAUCGCCAAAACAUGGAAGCGAAAGAGGAAAAAGAGUGUCUCCGCGCUCAGCACGUGCGCAGUUCUUCUCUGAGGUGCCCUCACCAACCUCCAGCAAGUCCUUGAAAUCUCAGGUGGCCGCUCAAGAGCGGAAGACGUCGAACAAUAACAACAACGCUGCUGCCGUUCAACAACCUUCUCCAACAUCUUCCGUUGCUUCCACAGCAACUGCGUCCUCUACCAAGUCGAAGGCGACAGGUAGCAGCUCGAAGGGAACCAGUAGCGGAGGCGCAAAGGGUGCAUCAGGUGGCACUGUUAAAGGAGCAUCUGGUACUAGCAAAUCGGACUUUGGAACGAGUACUAAGUCAUCCCACCAACCACCUAGCAAGGCUUCACCGUGGAGCGCUAGUCCUGCAGUCAGCAUACCCCAACAGCAAAGAAUGGGUGCUCAACCGGCAACCAAAGUCAAAAAGGGCAAAUUCUCGUCAAAGUCUUCAAAGAAAUAAUAACAGUCUCAGUAUUCAAGUAAACUGUCAAAAGAUUCAGUGUGUUGAAGCCUUGAUGCUAUUUACAGAGAUGUACAGCCAUUAAGGUCAAUGA